AUGGACGGGCCCCCGAUCCCCUGUGGGCCCUGCAUCCCCAUCAUGUUGGCUCUGGCUUCCCUGGCUGCCCUCUUCCUGGUGACCACGGCCGUGUUGGCUGAACGCCUGUUCCGCCGGUCUCGCUGCCUGGACCCCAGCAAGCGCGCCCCCACACUGGUCUGGCGUCCCGGAGGAGAGCUGUGGAUUGAACCCACGGGCACCCCCCGAGAACGCUCCGAAGACUGGUACAGCUCUGCUGUCCCCUUGCUGAUGGACCAGGCCCCAGAGCCCCCCACCCCCGGAGGCACCUUGGAGGCCCGAGCCACAGCCCCACCUGCCCCUCCAGCCGCUCACAGCCCUCCCAACCCUUUGGUCACCAAGACCCCACCCCAGCCCCCAGCCCGGAGCACCUUCUCUGCACCCCAGCCUUGGGAGGACAGGUCCCACACCCCAGGCAUGGUGAGCUGGGCACCACCUGAGCUGAGGCCAGGUCCCACUGUGUACAUGGGGAGCCCUCCAGCCCAGAGGCCGCGUCCAGGCAGCCCUGACCCCGAGUGGGGCCUUCAGCCUCGGGUCACCCUGGAGGAGAUCUCAGCAUUCUGGAGGCGUGAAGGUCGGACCAGCCUGGGCUUCUGA
This is a messenger RNA of Elephantulus edwardii (Cape elephant shrew), 615 nucleotides long. RefSeq names its product chromosome unknown open reading frame, human C16orf54. The coding region runs from base 1 to 615 and encodes 204 amino acids. The record is from RefSeq and is a predicted model, not a curated record. The transcript has a single exon. NCBI's taxonomy places the organism in Eukaryota, Metazoa, Chordata, Mammalia, Macroscelidea, Macroscelididae.